Trichoderma aggressivum f. europaeum is the source of this 750-nucleotide messenger RNA. RefSeq lists its product as uncharacterized. Gene Ontology annotation, molecular function: peroxidase activity. Lineage: Eukaryota; Fungi; Ascomycota; Sordariomycetes; Hypocreales; Hypocreaceae. The coding region runs from base 1 to 750 and encodes 249 amino acids. The record is from RefSeq and is a predicted model, not a curated record. The transcript is spliced from 3 exons.
AUGCGCGGCCUUCUUUUCACUGUGGCAUUAGGCAGCUUCGCUUCGGCACUGCCUAACCAUCCUAUUAACCCACACGCAUGGAUUCCUGCGGGGCCAGGAGACAGUCGAUCUCCUUGCCCUGGCCUGAACGUGCUUGCUAACCACGGUUACCUUCCUCGUUCCGGAAAGAACAUCGAUCUACCAUCCAUUCAAGCUGCCGUCGCUGCUGCAUACAACUAUGAACCUAGCACCUUUGACACCGCGUUCGUCCAAGCCCAAGACUGCAACCUAACGACCACUGGCAACUUUUCGACUUUCAAUCUCGACGAUCUGGCAAAACAUGGACACAACUGUGUUGAAUUUGAUGGAUCCCUAUCACGAAAUGAUCUCUAUUUCGGAGACAAUUUGAACUUUGACCCGAAAGUCUGGUCGACAAUGGCGAAGAGACUGGACUUGAACAAGGUUACGCGCGAUCCAAAAUCCAAGUACAUCACCGUAGAGCAGGCGGCCAAGGCCAGAGCUGCUCGAGUAGCGGACGCAAUGAAGGCCAAUCCGAUAUUCAAUUCAUCAGAUCUCGGGAUCAACGGCAGUCCCGGAACGACGGCUUUAUUCUUGACCACCCUGUGGGAUGAUACUGUUGGAGGUGCUCCUAAGGAAUGGGUCAAGUCAUUCUUUGAAUUGGAGAAACUCCCUUACACUAGGCCUUUGAAGCAAAAGACUGGUGCAGAUAUUGGUAACCUCUUUGCCCAAGUUCAGGCAGUGAAGGUUUAA